AGUGAGCUGGAGGACAUCCUGUCAUGUGACGAUGAUGUCCUCAAUGACGUGUACAUGUAUUGGACUCCACCUGUCAGGCGACUUCCGCCUCUACUCCUGGUCAGGCUGAAGGCAGACCUUGGUCAGUAUUUGGUGGACAGAGGAGCUGAUGGAGUGAGGGUCUUCUUCUGGUAUCACAGACAGUUCAUUGAGGCUGCUACAGACAAAUAUUGCUCUGAUCCUCAAUUCAACCAACAAAUGCAUGGAACUCUGGCUGAUUUUUUUGCUGGAACCUGGGCAAACGGUAAAGCUAAACCAUACGUAGACAAGAAGGGUAACAAAGAAACUGCUGACCGUAAGCCAGCAUCACAGCCAGACAAAUUCAAGACAGGUUAUAACUUGAGAAAACUGAACAACCUUCCUUACCAGCGGACAGAGGCCAAGCAGUUGGGUCUCCUGAAGGAGGAGUGUUUGAUGAACUUUGCUUUCCUUCUGUCAAAACUACAUGCAUCAGGUUUAAGGCCUAUCCUAGAGGACUUUAUCGCUGCCAGAAAUGUGUACCCAGAUGACCAAGAACUAAAGAUUGUUGGAGAGAGUCUUCAGUUGUCCCAAGAUGCUCUGGUAUCCUAUCCCAACGAGCUUCCAUCUCAGCUGCUGGGAAGGAUCAAAGUAUGGGAUGGCCUGGAGAAUCUCCGAGAUGGUUGUAAGACGGCACCAGGGUACUUCCUUCAGCCUGACAGAUCAGUCCUAACCGAACCCGGUGGACAGCUGGUGAACUGUCUUGCCGGACACAAA
Molecule: messenger RNA, 774 nt
Organism: Haliotis rubra (blacklip abalone)
Lineage: Eukaryota; Metazoa; Mollusca; Gastropoda; Lepetellida; Haliotidae
Product: NACHT domain- and WD repeat-containing protein 1-like
Exons: 3
Source: RefSeq, a predicted model, not a curated record